AUGAUUAAAACAGUUUCAAGUUUGCCUAGAGUUUGUGAUGUUUUAAAUGAAAAUGUUGUUGAUAAAAAACAGCAAAAAAUAAUUAAUUAUAUGGGGCAGACAUUUAGUAGUCCUUCCUCUGAUUUUUGUAGAAUGUCAACAACAACACCGGGAGAUUUAGAAAGCAAUUUUGACGAAACAAUAUCAAUAACAUCAGUUUCUACAGAACAAAUUUGUUAUGAUAGUGUAUUAAAUGAUAGAGAAGAAAGUGAAAUUUUUGAUGAAGAUGAAGAAGGGAUUGUUGAAGCUGAAGAAGCUAAUGAAGAAGAAGAAGAAGAUUUUUGUGAAAAUAAACAACAAUUAAAACAACAAAAUAAUAAAAAUAAUUUACAAAUAUUAAGACUAAAAGAAAAAUUUUUUGGAAGGGAAAUUAAUUGUUUUGAUGUAAUUAUUGAAGAUUUUAAUUUUUAUUUAAAUUUGAAUGAUGGAAAUACUAAAGCUUUUGGAUUUGCUAAAAGUUUAAAUGUUGAUGAACGUUUACAUGUUGUUUGUGGAAAAAUUUAUAAUGAAAGAAAAGAAAGCAGUUCUUCCAAUACAAUUGAUGAGACACUUUCACCAACUAAAAUAAAUGAUGAUGAAUCUGAAGAAAUUUUUGAAUUAAUAAAUCCAAUGGAUUUAGCUCAACUUAAAAUUGAAUUAAAUUCUGCUGGGAAAGAGAGUAAUUUGAAGUUAAAUAUAAAUGGAAUAAAUAUACAUCUUGAAAAAGAAAUUGUUUCUCAAUUGGGACCAUUUUUUGAAAAUCAAGAAGUUUUGAAUGACUCGUCUAAAGCUGCAAUUGAAUUGAUUUUACAAAAUUGUAAUAUUGAAAUAAAGGAACCUAUAAAACGUUGUCCUAUUAAAAUUCGUCUUGGAGAAGUAUUUAUUGAGAAAGGUACUAAUUCAACUAUUGGUGAAUAAAAAAACUGCGGGUAAUAAAAAAAAAGUAUAUUUUGUUUUAAUUUACAUAUUUUAUAUAUGACAAACAUGUUAUUGUUUAUAUAAGGGG
Messenger RNA from Meloidogyne enterolobii, 1024 nucleotides. The record is from the annotation of a GenBank genome assembly. Lineage: Eukaryota; Metazoa; Nematoda; Chromadorea; Rhabditida; Meloidogynidae.